AUGGAUAAGAGUUGGACUUCUAAUAAGAACAGACUAUCUACCAAGUUUAUCAAUGGAUUGAAGAACUUCAUUACAUUAUCAAGAGAUCACUUGAAUGAUGAGAAUAAGAUUCGAUGUCCAUGUGUCAUGUGUAUGAAUUUAUACUUUCAUGACUUGGAGACAGUUGAGCGUCAUAUCUUCGUAAAAUUAUUUUAUACCCACUAUGUUAAAUGGGUACAUCACGGGGAGAAUAUUGUAGAUGAAAGUGAUGGUGAGGAUGAUGCUAAUGAUUUCGAUGAUCUUGAAGAUGUUGAUGAUCUUGAUGAUGUCGAUGAUGCUGAAGAGAGUGACAAUAAUUACACUAGUGAUGAUGAUAUGAUCCCAGCGAUUGAAGAUUUAACUCAACAAGACCCUACAAAGAGUAGUUUUGCAAACUUUGGGGAUUCAACUCACCGAAAAGAGAAGGGGCAAAAAUUUCAUAACUUAUUUGCUGAAGUAGAAAAAGAGUUGUACCCUGGAUGUAAAAAGUUCACAAGAUAUGAAGCAAUUCAUGUAUGUGAGCAUGAUUGUUCCUUAUAUUGGAAAGACAAUAAAGAUGCUGAAAAUUGUCAUAUUUGUGGUCAUGAAAGAUAUAAGUUUAAAGGAACCAAAGGCAAGAAAAUACCACAUAAAAAGAUGCAUUAUUUUCCUAUAACUCCACAUUUGCAACGACUUUUUAUGUCAAGACAUACAUCAUCAGAUAUGAGGUGCCACAAAGAAGAACGUGUUGAUACUGAAGGUGUACUUAGACAUCCGGCAGAUGCAGCGGUUUGGAAGGAUUUUGAUAAGCAAUACCCCGAUUUUGCUAAAGAACCUCGAAAUAUUAGGUUAGGAUUUGCAACUGAUGGGUUUAAUCCUUUUGGUGAUUUAUCAAACUCGUAUAGUAUGUGGCCAGUAAUACUGAUGCCAUAUAACAUGCCGCCAUGGAUAUGUAUGAAACGAGAAUUCUUAAUGAUGUCAUUACUAAUUCCUGGGCGUCGUGCUCCCGGUAAGGAUAUAGAUGUCUAUUUACAACCUUUAAUCGAAGAGUUAAAAGAAUUGUGGGAGAAAGGGGUACAAACUUUUGAUGUUGUCGACAAAACAUACUUUAUCAUGCGUGCUGCUAUAUUAUGGACAAUUAAUGAUUUUUCUGCAUAUGGCACUGUGUCUGGGUAUAGCACUUGA
Molecule: messenger RNA, 1182 nt
Organism: Humulus lupulus (European hop)
Lineage: Eukaryota; Viridiplantae; Streptophyta; Magnoliopsida; Rosales; Cannabaceae
Exons: 2
Coding region: 1-1182 (393 amino acids)
Source: RefSeq, a predicted model, not a curated record